AAAUAGAUGGAUUCACUUCUCAUUUAGGUUAUCGCAAAUAUGGCUGGCGAUUCUGGUUCAGGACGUGUUAUACUGAUCCCCAUUGAUGGCAGCGAACACUGCGAACGGGCAUUUCGUUGGUAUCUGGACAAUAUGAAACGAGAAACUGACUGCAUAAAGUUUGUCCACGUAAUCGAACCAGUUUAUAAUACUCCUGCCAUUGGACUGACAAUGGAAUCUCCUCCAGUACCUGAUAUGACCCGCGUUAUGGAAGAAAGCAUUGAUGCAGGUAAAAAGCUUGGACAGAAGUAUAUGCAUGAAGCCAAAGCCCAUAAACUUACUGCCCAAGCGUUUUUACAUGUGGACACUAAGCCUGGAAGUUCUCUUGUGAAAGCUAUUUCGGAUCACAAAGCAAGUGUUAUUCUGAUGGGUAAUCGUGGGGUCGGAGCUAUUCGUCGUACAUUCUUGGGAAGUGUCAGUGACUAUAUUCUUCAUCAUGCUCACAUUCCUGUGAUUAUUGUCCCACCUCCAGAAAAGCAUUAACAUAACGGCUGUCAUGGUAAUAACUGCCCUAUUUCACAGCUAGAAAUUUUAUGUGCUCCUGGAAGAAACCAACACAAAGUGAUGCUUCAGCAGUUUUGUUGCUCUCUGAGUGUCGGAUUUCCAUAGCAAAAAGUUUUUCACUGCCGUCUGACAAGGAAGCUAGCUCGAUACAACUUCUUAAAAUAAUUUAGAGAAUUAGUCAGAAGAAGAACUAGUUUUCUUACAUUUUUUGUUAUCUACUUCCUUCCUUGUUUCUUUUUAUUAAAUUAAAACAGUUUCAGGAAAAUCGAUUUACAUCUUUCUUUCAUUUUGUACCCCAGUUUAUCUGCAAAACUUCUAUCCAACCAAUAUAUAUUACCCUUGAAAAAUAAAAAAAUUUCAAAAUUGAUGGUCAAUAAACUUAUCUGUUAUUUGAUUGAUGCAAAUAAUUCUCGACUAUUCAUCUUACGGAAUAGGGCUGAUCGGUUUCUGUAGACAUGUGGUAUUCUAAGAUGGAUACCUCCAUGUUUUCUUCAGUCCUUAAAUGAUUUAAUUGGUGAACAUUGCGCUUUAUGGUGCUCUUCACGUCCAUUCAGUGGUUUAGUAUACUGUCCUUAGGAAUAUGUUAGGCCAACAAGUGAAACAUCUAAUCGAAUAUAUUUUGUACGUACUUGAGAUAAAACUCGCUGUACCAUGAGAUUAGUUAAAUACUGUAAGUGUAGAGAUGGCUGACGGCUGUUAGUUUGAAACUUCUAAGAUAUGAUCAUUCAUGCUUUAGCACUUAAUCAGCAGCAUAGUCUUCACUUCACUAGGCUGUUACGUCAUUAAUGAGAUACCAGGUAAUAGUUCAGUAUUCUGUUAUUUCUGCUAUAUAUCAUUCUUCUAGUAACGCUAUUGUCAGUUGUUCUAACAUCUGAUACGACAAGCUUCAAAAGUUAUAAUUUUGCAUUGGAACUUUGGGAAAUCCACUUGAAACAUAAUUAUUGAUCAGAAGCAUGAUGUAUUUAGUAUUUUGUGACUGACGUCAUUGUUUUAGUGGUGAAUUGUUCAACUUCGACACUAAGCAACACAAGUACGUGUUACGUUACUUUAAAGUUGCAGAUGCAUACGAAAAAAGUGUCAAAAAUUAAGAAAUCGCAAUCGAACAGGACAUUUCUGGGUUAGUUUCCCUGUUGGCGACGUCAACUGGUAUUCACUGAAAAAUCCUUUCGCUUAAUUCAGCAACUAUCAAUAGAUUUUGUGCAGCAUCUGGUGAACUGUACCUAUAAGGAAAGCAGGAUUUCAUCUGUCUUCUUUAGAACUCAGGUUCUUAUGAGAUACAUAGUGUACAGCAUUCAGUAAAGGUCAGAUAAUUAUGAAGGUUAUUUCACGUAGAAUGUUCAUUUGAUUAUUCACUAUAACUGUGACGUUUUAACCUUUAAAGUGAAAUAAUCAAGUUACAUCAUCACUAAAGUUUAUCAUUAGAAAAAAAUUAAGUAAUAUACAUAAAGGUGUAUAUCAGUUAGAAAAAGACCGAGAGUUAGGUUGAGGUUAAGAUAUUAAGAUAAUUUAAUUUUACUAUUACUUCUGUUUAUCGUAUCAAGGAUUCGUAGAUCAAGAAAACGAAUUUUCUUUGUAAUAUUUUCCCUUGACCAAAUUCAUCAGUCAAUUUUUUCACAAGGAAAUUCGCUGAGAGUUACUAAUAAUUUCAGCAUAUUAGCUAUGCUAAACUUUUCAACGAAUUAGGCAAACUACUCCAUAAAAGUUCGAUUCCAAACAAUCAGUAGUGGUAAUCUGAUCACUAAUAUUCAAUCGUAUACUUCAUAAGUGUCAACUUCCAGGUUUUCCACUACAUGAUGGCGUUUUUACAACGUAAAUGUGUCUUUCUAGAUCGGUCAACGGAAACAAACAGUGCCUGUUUCUUCUAUCUCCUCUACAAUUAAGAGUAACAGUGAUGUGCCAAUUAAACAGGUUAUGCAGUUGUUUACUAGAUUUACAAUUGAUUUCCAUCACUUUAGUGUUUCGUGCCUGUCGAUGGGAAACUUCUGCAAGUGUUACAGUGUUAAGUGCCUAGAGUCAUCAAAAUUACUUUUAAGCAUAAGACUUAUAUUAGGAAAACGACACUCAAAUUUCAUUUGGCUAGAUCCAGCAAGUGGAUUGCCAAGUUUGUAAUGUACUUUCUAAGCAAAAAUAAAAUAUCUCUUCACCGUGUCCUUGUAACAGUGUAUUCUUUGAGUCCUUUAGUCACGACUGCCUAACGUCUAACAGUGAACAAGUUUCCUAAUA
Trichobilharzia szidati is the source of this 2766-nucleotide messenger RNA. Lineage: Eukaryota; Metazoa; Platyhelminthes; Trematoda; Strigeidida; Schistosomatidae. The record is from the annotation of a GenBank genome assembly.